This is a messenger RNA of Eruca vesicaria subsp. sativa (arugula), 921 nucleotides long. Lineage: Eukaryota; Viridiplantae; Streptophyta; Magnoliopsida; Brassicales; Brassicaceae. The record is from the annotation of a GenBank genome assembly.
AUGCCGCCGAACGGAGAUCUAGACCGUCAGAUCUCCCAGCUGAUGGAGUGUAAACCGUUAUCAGAAGCAGAUGUGAAGACGCUUUGCGAUCAAGCAAGAGCCAUCCUUGUCGAGGAAUGGAACGUUCAGCCCGUGAAAUGUCCUGUCACCGUCUGCGGCGAUAUUCAUGGACAGUUCUAUGACCUUAUCGAGCUUUUUAGAAUCGGUGGGAAUCCACCAGAUACUAACUACCUAUUCAUGGGAGACUAUGUAGACCGUGGCUACUAUUCAGUGGAAACAGUUUCUCUAUUGGUGGCACUGAAAGUGAGAUACAGAGAUAGGAUUACUAUCUUGCGAGGGAAUCACGAGAGUCGGCAGAUUACUCAAGUGUAUGGUUUCUAUGACGAAUGCUUGAGGAAGUAUGGAAACGCAAAUGUGUGGAAGUAUUUCACUGACCUUUUCGAUUAUCUUCCUCUUACUGCCCUCAUAGAGAGUCAGGUUUUCUGUUUGCAUGGAGGGCUUUCACCAUCUCUGGAUACCCUUGAUAAUAUCCGAAGCUUGGAUCGUAUACAGGAGGUUCCACACGAAGGACCAAUGUGUGAUUUACUAUGGUCUGAUCCUGAUGAUCGAUGUGGGUGGGGAAUAUCUCCACGAGGUGCUGGUUAUACAUUUGGACAAGACAUCGCAACUCAAUUCAAUCACAACAAUGGUCUCAGUCUCAUAUCAAGAGCGCAUCAGCUUGUCAUGGAAGGUUUCAACUGGUGUCAGGACAAGAAUGUAGUGACGGUGUUUAGUGCACCAAACUAUUGUUACCGGUGUGGAAACAUGGCAGCUAUUCUAGAGAUAGGAGAGAACAUGGACCAGAACUUCCUCCAGUUUGAUCCAGCACCUCGUCAAGUCGAACCAGAUACUACCCGUAAGACCCCUGAUUAUUUUUUGUGA